AUGAUUAACCGAAGUUGGGGUAUCGAACUUUGGGAUCAAUUUGAUAAUGUUUCAAAAUAUACAGAAAAAAGUGUCCAAUUUUGUGAAAAAUACGAAUCAUUUCUUAAAGAUCGUUCGACAAUAGAAGAUGAUUAUGCAAGAGCUUUAAAAAAAUUAACAAAAACUUACACGCCAAAAUCAAAAGAACAAGAAGAAUUUUAUAAUAAAUAUUCUUACACCGUUGCUUUUUGUUCCACAUUAAAAGAAUUACACGAUUUAGCUUUACAACAUGAAAUUAUCGCUGAAAAUUUACGCGAAAAUACAGUAAAACAAAUUCAAAUCACAAUUAAAGAAUGUCGAGAACAACGUAAAAAAUAUCUUGACGACUACAACAAAGUUAAACGGCAACUUGAUAAACAAUAUGACUUAUUGACUAAAUCAUUACGAAAAUAUGAAGAAUGCUUCGAAUCAGCACGUCGCGCAAAAGAAGGUUACGACAAAGCUCAUGAAGAUCUCGAUUUAUCUCGUGCUCAAUUAGAAAAAUCACGUGAUUUAAUGACAUCAAAAUCUAAAGUAUGUGAUGAUGCACAUGCAACUUAUUCGUCCCAAGUAUCAAUGUACAACGAUACUCAACGGUUAUUUUACGAAGAACAAUUGCCAAGUAUUUUAUCCAAUUUACAACAACUAGAUGGAAAACGUUCGAAUGAACUGAAAAAUAUUUAUUUUAAUUUUAUUCAAUCACACGCAGAAGUUUUACCACGAAUAAAACGAUGUUUAGACGAAAUGGCAAUACAAACUGAACAAUUAAAUCCAUAUUCUGAUGCUCAAAUUGUUAUCGAUGAAUAUAAAUCUGGUUAUGAUAUACCUAUUGAUGAAAAAGUGGUUGAUCUCAAUACAGACGAUCUUCCGUCAACAAUAUACAGUGGACAGGAUCAACCAAUUUACAAUGAAUUAUAUCGUUCAAAUACAUUGAGAAGUACCAAUAGUGAUUCUAGUCAUCCGAAUGGUACGGCAACUAUCUAUGCACCUAGUAGUCAUAUGAGCAAAGCACAGACACUGAUAAGAACAUCAAGAAUAAAUGCAAAAAAAGCUAGUGGUGCAGCUAGUACAAUUCGAAAAAUAUUUGGAACCUCAGCACAAAGAAAAUCUUCAACUUCGUCUAAUGUCAGCAUGGUAAAAAUCAAUGCGCCUUUUAGUUCUUUGCCACCUGCACAACGCUUAAGAAAAUUUCAAGAACAAAUCCUCAACUGUAAAAAUGAAUUAGAAAAAAAGCAAAAAGCCAGAGAGGGCUUGGCAAAAAUGAAACUUGUUUUUCAAGAAAAUCCAAAAUUUGGCGAUGAAGAAAAUGUUAAACAACAAAUUACAACUAUCGAUGAAAAUAUUGAAAAAUUAUUAGCCGAAAUACAACGAUUUGAAUCUUAUAUAGCCGAAAUUGAACGUGCUCGAAUAUCAACAUCAUCAGAUUUUGAUUUAUCAUUACGUUCACAUUCUAUUUAUGGUUCCGAUCUUUCUAUAGGCACUCAUAACCUAAGUUCAUCGUCACAAAAUCGAAGUUCACUCUAUUUGCUGCAACAUCAUCUUAAAUUCACGAAUAUCAAUCGACGUUGGUCGGCAACGGUUUGUCCACCUGAUAUUCCUGAACACAAUAGAAAUAAUAUCUAUGAUCAACCUAGUGAAUUUCAUUGUUUACCAUCGAUAACAUCUAUGACAAUACAUCAAACAGAUGGAACAACUGAUGAAGUCAAUGGAUCAUUUGAAGAUGAAGAUGAUGAUAUCGAUCGACACGAGAGUCCGUAUCAUGAACCAUCAAAUCAAGAAAAUCAUAGCAAAGCUUAUGUACUUUACGACUUUACCGGCCAUGGUGUCAAUGGCUGUGAAUAUGUAAAUUCAGCAACCAUACAUGUUGGUGAACAUGUCGAAAUCUUAGAAGAUGACCAUGGCGAUGGUUGGACGCGUAUAAAAAAAUCCGACGGUUCAGCUGGUUUUGUUCCAUCUUCAUAUAUUCGUAUUGACUCUCAAAUGCCUUCAACGUCGUCACCGAAAAUCGAAUCCGGCCGUUUUUAA
Messenger RNA from Rotaria socialis, 2043 nucleotides. Lineage: Eukaryota; Metazoa; Rotifera; Eurotatoria; Philodinida; Philodinidae. The record is from the annotation of a GenBank genome assembly.